GUAAACACCGAAUAUAUAUUGGUCUCGCCAAUCGUAGUUAAUGCAAAAUCCUUCACUGCUGCAAAAUUUAUUUCACAUACGAAUCGUUUAAUUAUAUUUGCGCAAAUAUCAUUUUAGCAAAACUAUGUUAUGUUCAAAAUUAUAAUUACUUCUAUUAUUAAUCAAACUGAAACCAUUCCAAAUUUUCAACACCGUGCUUUCUUCUAAUAUUGUGAAGCCAUUGAAUCGGCGUUUCGCUGUCAAGUUCAACAGUUUAGAAACUAGAGAUGACAUUCUCUGCCAAAAAAAUAUCUAUAAUUUAUCCGAUCGAUGAAAUAAUUUUAAAAUACUACGAGUAUCUUAAUAAUAAACCUGUAAACAUUCUUUAAAAUUUUCAAAAAUUUACAUACAUUAAAUUUGUAUGUCUGUAUAUAAAAUUUCAGAAUCAGAAGUUAAUCUUCAACAAUUUCGUAUAUAAAAAAUAAAUAAAAGCACGUAAAGAGGAAGAGGUUAUUACAUCUGAUACUGAAGUAGAAAACAUCAAGAUGAGUUUAUAUAAAAGUGUACAAUUUUCGAUAUAUUUAAAUCAGAAAACAUGGCACAUACUAUCAGCAUAUUCAACUGCGGCAACUAAAAAAGCACAUGCACACGCGCAACGAAAUGUGACCGAUGUGGGAAAAUCUUUGGCUUGCAAAGGGUUCUUGCGGUCACAAAAGCCAUAUCGUCCACCUCAAAAUGUUCCGGACAAAGUACGCUCGAUAUGUAACAAUCUAAAAAUAUCCUUCGCCAACGAUUAUAAAUUAGAAAAUUUGGAAGAAAAAUUUAAAUUUUUAGAUGCAUGUUUUCAAGAUUUUCAACAUAGCGUCCCAAAUUCACAGAUUCAUGAAUUGGAAAGUAUAGGUGAUGUAGUCAAAUUUUACGAGACCUCUGUGAACACCACUGUACCUUAUGAUGCUCUAAAGAAUGCUAAACUUCCAGAAAAUUUACAUAUACAACAUGAUUACGUACGUUUUAAUCCAGACACCGAUACAAAGUUUAAUGGUCAGACCGCAUUCCCAAAGAGUUCGACUCUUGUAACGGGUUUAAAGUAUCGGGGCAAAUUUGAAGGCUAUAAUGCAAAACGUUCUUGGCCAUAAGUUCGUUAUUUCAAUUUUACAAAGUUAAUAUAGUGCAAUUUAAGUUGGUUUAUUAAUAAAACUUAUAUUAAACUAAUA
This is a messenger RNA of Bactrocera oleae (olive fruit fly), 1193 nucleotides long. RefSeq names its product mitochondrial ribosomal protein L50 (gene mRpL50). The record is from RefSeq and is a predicted model, not a curated record. NCBI's taxonomy places the organism in Eukaryota, Metazoa, Arthropoda, Insecta, Diptera, Tephritidae. Gene Ontology annotation, cellular component: mitochondrial large ribosomal subunit; mitochondrion.